This is a messenger RNA of Lates calcarifer (barramundi perch), 5884 nucleotides long. Its product is annotated as ras-related protein Rab-27B. Lineage: Eukaryota; Metazoa; Chordata; Actinopteri; Centropomidae. Gene Ontology annotation, cellular component: melanosome; secretory granule. Bases 97 to 753 code for a protein of 218 amino acids. The transcript has 5 exons. Gene Ontology annotation, molecular function: GTPase activity; GTP binding. Gene Ontology annotation, biological process: melanosome transport; positive regulation of exocytosis. The record is from RefSeq and is a predicted model, not a curated record.
CAUCCUGAAUGCCCGUGGAAGCAGAAACUCAAGUUUCUUUGUGUGUGUUAACAUGCGUCCCUGUCUGUUUUCCACAGGUUUAUAGCGGUCAUCACUAUGACUGAUGGGGAUUAUGACUACCUUAUAAAGCUCCUUGCCCUGGGGGACUCCGGCGUGGGGAAAACCACCUUCCUGUACCGAUACACAGACAACAAGUUCAACCCCAAGUUCAUCACCACAGUCGGCAUCGACUUCAGGGAAAAGAGAGUGGUGUACACAGCGUCCAACCCAAAUGGGACGACCACAGGGAAAACCUUCAAGGUUCACCUUCAGCUCUGGGACACAGCUGGACAGGAGAGGUUCCGCAGCCUGACGACGGCCUUCUUCAGAGACGCCAUGGGGUUCCUGCUGAUGUUUGAUCUCACCAGCCAGCAGAGCUUCCUCAAUGUCAGAAACUGGAUGAGCCAGCUACAGGCCAAUGCCUACUGUGAGAACCCAGAUAUCGUGUUGGUAGGAAACAAGGCGGACCUGGCCGACCAGCGGGAGGUUCAGGAAAAACAGGCCAAAGAGCUGGCCGAUAAAUACGGGAUUCCGUACUUUGAGACGAGUGCAGCGACAGGAGCGGAGGUGGACAAGGCAGUGAUAACGCUGUUGGACCUGGUCAUGAAGAGGAUGGAGCAGUGCGUCGACAAACCGCCCGCUGAGCCCGCCAACGGGAACGGGGCCACAAAGCUCGGUGAUGCGCAGCCCAACGAGAAGAAAUGUGCAUGUUAGAUCGAGUCUGCGAUUCAGGAAAUGACCAGUCAACGUCCAUCCUUUCUACUCGUCACAUCCCUCCAUCUUUUUACUUUCCUCCUCCGGUCAUCUUUGAUUGCAUGUUACUUUGUCUUCUCUUCAUUCCUUUCUCUCUAAAACUAACCUUUAACCAUCCUCUCCUCUUUCUCAAUGAAACAACUCUGCCCCCCUCUAGUGGAUAGUCCAGAUACUGCAGUCUCAGCCUGUCUGCCUUUGAGCCCUGUUUAGGAGGAAGUUAAAACAGUUUCAUCACUGUCAGACACAUAAUGUGCCUCGUUUAAAACAUGCAGCCUGGGAAUUAAGCUCCGCACGCUCCCACUUUCUCUCAUAGCAUGUGGUUUGAAUGAUUUUAAUGGCUUUAAACAGUCAAAAAAAGAUGUUUAAGUUCAUCGCUUUGUAACAGGGGGAAGAUUUUGCUUCCUGUUUAGGCUGCCACUGGUUGACAGCCUAAUCUGGGCCAUAAAGAGUUUAACAUCAGGCUGUAUAUUUGUAUAAAUCCCUGAAGCUUUUCCUCCUGGACCAGGCUGAACAUCUGUGUGACCAGUGUGUUUUUAUCCUUAUUUAUUCCCUGUUUCACACUGUCUGUGCUGUACCUGUAUUUGCCAGAAAUGAUCAUUUUUAACAGCAGUUUUGUGUGGUUUGAUAAUGCUAGAAAUUUGCUAACAAUGCACCAAAUAAUUUAGCCAAUGUUUGAUGGUUAGCUUCUGUAGCUAACUUUACGAUAAGUUAUCUUAAUCCUCAAUUAGCUGUCCAGAUAAAUAUUCAGCCUAAAUUAAAAUUUAUAUUAAAUAAAUAUACAUGACAUAGAUACAAAGCAGAGGAAGGUUAAAAACCUCUGCAGAGUUUGUGGCAUAACCAUUGCUGAUGUCUCGUUUCCAAUCUGUUUAGCAGGUAACAUAGCUAGCCACUAACGGAGAGAACAGUGCUGCAGUGUUGGCAGUGGCUGCAAACUACAUGCUAAUAUUAACAAAAGCAGUUGAGAAGUGUUUUUGAGGAAAGAUUUCACAAUGUUUUAUUAAAACAUGGAAAUAAAUAGAGAGAAUAAUGUCAUAAUGUAUCGGGAAAUGUUUUCGUAUCAGUCUUCUCAAAAUCAACACAGCAAACGUCUUGUUAGCUCUUUAUGUUCAAGGAUAUUGUGACUGUUGAGUUAUUGCUUUCUGUGCCAAUACUUUAAAGUUUUCUCUGGAGGAGUGCUCAUACAUCUUUAUAUCUGACUUUUGAUACCAAAACAAUAGCAUGUGGAAAGUUUAGCUAACGUAGCCUACACUGCUGUGCUUUGUUUGUUUGUUUGUUUGUUUAGGAUUUUUUGGAUACUUUGGAUACUUUUACAUUGCAUUAAUAACAUUGUGUACUUAAUUAAUUUUUUGAAGUAACUGUUGUUUGCAGAUUUAAAGAUAGUAUACCAUUCAUAUUUUAGGGUAAAUAUGGGUACAGCAUGAUACAUGUGCAAUGGAGGAAAAAAGCCAACAUUGUAUAUUAUUAUAAGAGUAUAGACCAGGAUAGACGUAUUGUUCCAAACUGAUCUACUGCCUUGGCUUUUAAAGCGUUAUUCCACUGUGGAGGCCGAUUUCAUCUCUGUUGGAGUUUGAGAUAAGUCAGCUAUAUUGGUUGCUCUGGGGCUCCAUUGUCACCAUGACUUAGUAUCAUUUAACUGAAAACAAAAUUAUAGUACAGCCUAAAAGAAAAUGGCUAUAGCAGAUAGAACAAGCAUGGCAUUUGAGUCAAUUAGCUAUAGCGGCACUGAAAAAGUUAAGUGGUGAGGAUAAUCAUAUCUAGUAGGAAUUGUUUUUUAUUGUGAAGAUAAAUACUAAUAAUUAUAUCUAGUGGGAAUCGUUUUUUAUUGUGAAAAUAAACCUGACAAUGAGAAAAAAUGCCAAAUAUCAGUGGGGUGAUGUUCGAUCUUCAGGGCUGCUGACUUUAGAGUCUUUUUAACCGAUAAUCAGAUGAAGUGAAAUAACGCUUUAAGGCCCCAUACAUGACCAAUGUCAUUAGAAUAUAAAGUGACCAAUUAUUUAUAUUAGAAGAAAUGUAAAACAUUAAAUAUUAUUUCUGUUGUCAUAUUUCAUGUUUCAUGUUUUAUCCUUUUUAUCUGUCACACUCACUUCUUUGGUUGUUGUCAUGUUCAUGUCCGUCAAGAGCAAAUUAUCUCAACUGUAUUCAUAUUUGUGAUAUUUGUUUUUCAUCACUGUAGUGCUCUUAAGUACAGUUGUCAAAUUAUCCCAGAAGUACAAAUUUAUCCACAAAGUGUGUCUAACAUGAGGAAAAUACACUAUUAGAAACUCCUGAGGAAGUACAGCAGUUUUUCACUCUGUUCUGAACUGGACUUUUUUUGGCUCAAGACUUGAAGUUACUGUGGACCAACCUUUUGUCUUGUUUUGUUGCUCAACACUAUAUUGUUUAUUUUCAUUUUGUAUCAGAACAUUUAGCCCAGUGAAAUCAUGGAUACAUUCCACUGAGCUCAGCAUAAAAAGCUGCAUGUUUUGUACCAUGAUGCUAAGCUUGAGCACGGUGAAAAAGAAACGUCUUUAAAAGCCCUUUAGACAUAAAUUUGCAACAAAAACACAGUUUAAAUAAAUGUCAAAAAUCAGCUUCGGUUUCAAGAUUAUCUCCUUUGUUUUAAGUGCAACUCAGCAAUUUUCCUCUUAUCAAGUAACACCUUGAUCUGCCUUACUUCGUGAAAAAUCUUGAGCCAAUGUUGAGGUGCACCAGAAACAAGGGAAAGAAUCUAUCGUCAUUUAUCGUUAUUGCUGCCAAUUAAAUUAUUAUUUUGUCCUUCAGUGAACCAGCUUGUUAUCACAGUCCAAACUUACAGCUGUAGAAUAUUAAGAUAACUGCGGGUUUGCAAAGUGUACCGAAACAAGUGGCUGCCAAAUGGGUCAACAGCAAUGUUAAGUAUGUAAUGUGUGACUAAUUGAUGGCAAGUUAAAGCACCAUAGAGCUUUGGCUUCACCUUGUUGUCACAUAUAUUUAAUCUGACAGUGUGCCAAAUAAAAACAGGAAACACCACAAAGAAGCGUUUGUUUUCGACAAAACCUCAGAAAAACUGCCUUCACAGUUUUAAAAAAUGUGUUUUUGUGUCUGUUCUUUUUUAGUUCGAAAGCCAACAGAGUCAUCUGCCAACAGCUGAUCUCAGUGCCAUAUGAAAUACUAAUAAGGAGAUAGAUAGAUAGUCAGAGCUGGCUCACAUUGUAACAUUCUCUCCCAAAUUAUUAGCAGCAAAAUAGUGAUAAUGUUCCCAGAAAAUACUGUGUCUGUAUGGGUUUAUUUGUACUGUUUCAGCUGAUCAUCUGCUGUUUUUUUGCUCAAAUCUGUAUAUUUAGUCUUUUUUUUCUAUACACAUUUCUAAACAUUUAACAAGGCACCUGAAGUGGAGUUUUCUUACUAUGGGCUUUGUUUCCUUUUCUCCAACUUACAUUCAUAAAGCAAGUCCUGUUACAGUGAAACAAGUAAUUUUUCAACAGAUUUGCAUCUUUAAGACUUCUUAAAGACGGCUUUGACAACACUUAAAGCUGCAGCUGGGAGUGAAAUUUUUGGACACUUGGGUUGCUGAGAGCGCUGAGACCAGUGACUAAAUAUGAAGAUGGAUGACACAUCUCCACUCUCUUCCACUGUACAAAAAUGAAGCCAAAAUAUCCCGGUCCUGGGGCAGCCAUCUUGCGCUGGCCGUGUCAUUUGGAGCCAGAGUCUUGCCCAACCAAUCGCAAGUCAGUCACAGCUUUCAAUUAAAAAUAACAAAUUAAAACCAAACUUAUCAGGAAAAUUAACUCAAUCAGCAUGUUAAUAACUACGAAAAAGCCAUCUUUGGAUGUGCUUUGAUGUUAUACUUUGGCCAGUGUUCCAUUUGGGGGCAUGCCCGAUGAUCUAUACUGCAGCCAGGCACCAAGGGGCGAUCAACAUGUUUUGGCUUCACUUUUGAGGAGCUGUCAUGUCAUCAAUCUUUAUAUACAGUCAUCGGCUGAGACUGAACCUAACAGUACUACAAAAAUUGUGAUUAAUGCAGCUUUAAAAUGUCUUAUAUGCAUCUUUAAAAGUAUUACAAUAAGGUUACCAUGUGUGAAGCCACUUUUCAGACUUGUCUUUUCAGACUAAAUUGUUUCAUUUUUGAAAAAUUCAAUGUUUUUUUUCAUAGAAAUGUAAUGAAACUUUUAAACUGUGAGGUAGAAAGAUCAUUAAUUGCCCAUAAAUGUCAUGCAGCCUUACUGAUCUAGAUGACUAGCAACUAAUUUGAAAAAUGUUUUUUGGGUAAUUUUGAUUAAUUUAUAUUUGCAUUUUUAAAAAAAAGAUAAAACAUGCACAUUUAUCAUUAAGAUCUACGCAACAACACAGAUUAAGUAAAGUAAGGAGACACAAUUAAUUAAAGCAUUAAAGCACCAAAUUAAUAGUAAUGACUGGCACUGGUUGAGAACAAAUUACCGGUGCACUUCACCUCCAGAUGGACAACCAUUUUGAACCAAUGCCUUUUAAUCAUGACAAUCUUCUGAAACGAUUUGUCAGCUUUUAUCUGAGACCUCCUUCUUAUAUUGAUCAUUACCUUUCAUUUGAAUUUGUAUUGUAUGUUUGUCCUUAAAUUUAGUGUUUAGUUGUGCCACAGUUGCGUCUUAACAUUUACUUCACUGUCUUGAAUCAUGUUUUUCUUAAAGAAUCUCUCUCAUGAACCUUAACAUCUUUAAUGUAGUUUUUGAAUUCACUUUGAAAGUUUACACUGUUUGAAGAGUCAUGUUGUGCCUGUUAUUAACUCUUCUGUCUGAUCCUCUGUAAAGUUUGUGAGCUACUGAAUAUUUUAAUGCAUUAUUGAUCAUAGAUUACAAAACAGAGGCAAAAGAGAACAGAAGUCCUGAUGUUGUUUUUGUGCCCGAUAUAUCAAAACAACUAAUCAAUCCAAGUACCUCUAAGAGCUUUUAUUUUUGGAAACCCUCUGUGUGUGAAUUCUCUCUGAUGCCUGCGGUUUGUACACGUUUGUUCAGUUUUCACUGUGUGUAUCGAUGCCUGUGUGUGUUUGUUGGGUUUGUUGCACUGUCAGCAUGUUUGACACCACCAGAAUGGAAUGACCUGUGAUGCGUUUAGUGUUUCUGAUGUCAGAGCUGCAAAUAAAUAUCUGUGUGUGUUUUUA